Molecule: messenger RNA, 2262 nt
Organism: Helobdella robusta
Lineage: Eukaryota; Metazoa; Annelida; Clitellata; Rhynchobdellida; Glossiphoniidae
Exons: 8
Coding region: 1-2262 (753 amino acids)
Source: RefSeq, a predicted model, not a curated record
AUGAACGUACCAAAGUCUUCAGCUCUUCCAACUUCGACAACCACAUUGCCAUCAUUAUCAACACUCUGUACAACAUAUCUCUGCAACAACAACAACAACAACAACAAUGAAAACAAUAAUAACAACAAUAAUAGUAUUAAUAAUAAUAACAACAUCAACUCCAACAACAUAAGCAUGACAACAACUACUACAGACAACAUCCUCGUCAACAACAACAACACUAAUAACAACAACAUGACAACAACUACUACAAACAACAUCCACAUCAACAACAACAUUGCCGUAACAUCGGCAGAAGGCUACAACAACACACCAAAGACAGUCAUGAACCUAUCAAACAACGCUAGCAACUAUAACUUGAUUCCUCUAGUAACAAUUCCGAUCGUUCUUGCUCUUGUUGCAACCGUUGUUCUUGUUGUCUGUUGUUGCAGAAAAUCCAGAUUAAACAAGGUCAAAUCCCGUGACAGGCUACGUUCAAAGGGGUCCAACGCAUCCAACUUAACAGCCGUCACUUCUCUGGCGGACACACCGGGCCCUACCCCCAUGACACCCAGCGAACUUUUCGGUAAUAAAACUGGCACGACUCUGGCUUCUAACGAGUUGUUUAACAGUUCGAAUGGGGCUAGAAAACACCGACACGUCGGUUCAAUUGGCGACUCAAAUAACGAUAGAACGACGAUUGUUCUGGAUGGAAACAACCAUAAUACUGACUCUAAUUAUAAUAAUAAUAAUGAUAAUAAUAAUAAUAAUAAUGCUGAUGAUGGCGUCUUCUAUGAUGAUGUCGAUGGUUUAUACGAUGAUAAUAAUAUUCGUAAUAAAGAUAAUAACAAUGGCGGUAAUGGCAAUAUGAUUUUAGAGAUUAAAACCAUGUUGGAUACUGUCAUAGGUCUGUUCGAUAGCCAGUUGAAGUUGGAAAGUUUGAGGCAUGAAGUUAUGGGUGGCCAAUGGUGUUUGAAAACAUCAGAAAAAUUGACAAAUAAAUAUAAACCACCACGACUACAACAACAAAUUAUUCAAUCUUUAAGUUUUCCUCAAUUUUUUCAAAAAUCUUUGAAAAUUUUGAAUUCAUCAAACGCAAGUUCAAAGCUGAAAACAAAAUUUUUCUCAUUCCAAUUGUGUGCUUCGUGUCCAGAUAAGCAGCAACUAAGCAGCAGCAACAGCAGUUUCUACACGAUCAGGAACGAACUCCAUCAUACAGACAACUUCAACUACACCUUGCAGAUAUACGCUUACAGCCACAAAAACAUCAAUAACAACAGCAACACAACAUUAAUCGGGUUUUGUCUCGGUAGCGUCGGUUUCAUCGGUAACGAGUCGAAUGUUGACGAUGCCAGGACACCGAUCCCUGUCAUGCCAUCACUGAUGACGGAGGCAUCAGACUCACGUAUUCAUUUGGUCGUAUGGGUCUCACUGAUUUCGGCCCUGGUUCUCUGCGGGAUAGUCGCAUUGGUUGCUGUCAUGCUCUACAAGAAAAAACUGAAAAAGCGGGGCAUGGAAAGAUUUACAAACCAGGUUUCGACGUGUUCGAAAACAACUCAGGACAGUUACUUACCAGAAGACGAACCAACAACACCUCCAUCGGCAACAUCGCCAGCAACUUCCAUCAUCAUUCAACUCGAGGAUGACGUCAUCUAUCGUGAUUACGACAACAAAAAAGAUGAUGACGACGACGAUAAUGUUUCCACUGAUAACAGCGAUGACGACAAAAGGAAAUAUGAUAAUGGUAUCGACUACGUUCGCAGCUAUGACGAGGCUGAUACAAAUGUAAGCACAGCUGAAACAGCUUCCAUAAGUCAGAAAAAUAUUACCGAGAAAAAGAGUUCUGUGAGAAAAAAAUUUGCUGUUUUAUUUAGGAACAAAAAAAUCAACGGCCAAACAAUUUCUAAAAACAGCAACAACAAUAAUAAUGUCAACAACAUCAACAACAUCAACACUACCAACGACAACGCACGACUAUCGGACUAUGAACCGCUCAAAAUCGACGACGAAGUAGCCGACCAAAAAACUUACCACAAAUUUAAACACGUCAAAAACGACGAUGACGUCAUUAUCGGUAAUGAGGAUAAUAAUGAUGAUGGUGGUGAAGUUAAAGACCUUGGCAAAGGAUUAAACGGACACAUUUUAUUCGUUGAUAAUAAAGUUUUAGGCUCUAACACACACAACAACACAAACACACAAAACAACAUCGUAACUUUACUAGAAGGUAUCACGUGCGCUGAGUCGAGCACAGACAUGACUUUGAGAAAAUAUCCCAUAACCUAA